AUGCCAUAUGCAACGGAUCUGUCACGCUCAGGCCUAACCAUCGACUACAGUCGAGACCUUCUCGGCGUGUACACCGACAUGGCGGCUUUCUACAUCGUGCAGAAACGCAGUCUUGAAAUCCUAGGCUACGUCUACACCAGACCGGAAUAUAUCAAAAUCGACGAGAACGACGUACUAUUCAAGCCCGACCUCCCCUCCUGGGUCCCCGACUGGCGCUACCGCAUCGACGUCCGGCCUCUCAACAAAACCGGCAUCGUCGGUCCAGACUAUAGAAUCAUCUACACUCCCUGCCCCGGCACCUUGGUCGGCGCCUACACAUCCUCCGACCGCUCCCUCUUCAUCCGCGGCUUCGUCGUCGACAGAAUCUCCUGCCUCGCCCCGCCAGGCACAACCACCGCCAAAAACGCCACCGAACUCGCCACGGCCAAGGCCUUCCUCCGCGAACACGACCCCACCCUUGCCUUCACUGACGAAGAAUUCCUCCGCACCACCACCGUCGACGCAGAUUACCGCUGGGACAACGAGGAACGGACUCACUGCAAUAUCCGCCGACCGCAUCCGUCGACGACAGAAUUGACAGGCAUCGAUCGCGAACUCCAUGUCGAGAGGCAGGAGACGGUGCAGCACGUGUGUAUCUUCCAUCAGGUGGGUUCGACGAAGGAGGGAAGGAAGUUGGGACUGUUUCCGCAUGCGGCGAGGGAGGGAGAUUUGGUGGUGGCGUUGUCUGGAGGGAAUGCGUUGUAUGUCCUCGGUCCUGAUCAAGGCUUGGACAGGGAGAGGGGGGAGAUGAGGAGGUAUCAGUUUAUUGGGGAGUGCUAUAUUGACGGAAUGAUGGAUGGGCAGGCGAUGGAGUUGCUCAAGAAGGAUGGUGGAGGGGAGGGUGGAGUGCAAAGUCGGAUGUUCAGAUUAUGCUAA
Messenger RNA from Zasmidium cellare ATCC 36951, 915 nucleotides. RefSeq lists its product as uncharacterized. The transcript has a single exon. The record is from RefSeq and is a predicted model, not a curated record. NCBI's taxonomy places the organism in Eukaryota, Fungi, Ascomycota, Dothideomycetes, Mycosphaerellales, Mycosphaerellaceae. The coding region runs from base 1 to 915 and encodes 304 amino acids.